AUGGGCUCCACUGGCGCCGAAAUGAUCGUCAUCCCGGCAGCUAACAACGACGAAGACUCAUGCACGUACGCGAUGCAGCUGGCGGCAGCGUGUAUCUUGCCGAUGACGCUCAAAAACGCCAUCGAGCUAGGCAUGCUAGAGAUCCUUGUGGGCGCCGGCGGGAAGGCUCUGUCGCCGUCCGAGGUGGCCGCGCGGCUGCCAUCGACCACUACCAACCCGGACGCGCCGGCAAUGGUGGACCGCAUGCUGCGGCUGCUGGCGUCGUUCAACGUGGUGUCGUGCGAGGUGGAGGAGGGUAAGGACGGCCUCCUCGCCCGCCGGUACGGCCCCGCGCCGGUAUGUAAGUGGCUCACACCCAACGAGGACGGCGUCUCCAUGGCCGCGCUGCUCCUCAUGUGCCACGAUAAGGUCACUAUGAAGAGCUGGUAUCAUUUGAAGGACGCAGUCCUCAACGGCGGCCUCCCGUUCGAGAAGGCGCACGGGAUGCCGGCGUUCAAGUACCACGGCACGGACCCGCGGUUCAAUCGCGUGUUUAACGAGGGCAUGAAGAACCACUCCACCAUCAUCACCAAGAAGCUCCUCGAGUCCUACACGGGCUUCGACGGCCUCCGCGCCCUCGUCGACAUCGGCGGCGGUACCGGUGCCACCAUCCACGCCAUUACCUCCAAGUAUCCACAACUCAGCGGAGUCAACUUCGACCUCCCCCACGUCAUCUCCGAGGCACCGCCAUAUCCUGGCGUACGGCACAUCGGCGGCGACAUGUUCAAGGAGGUUCCGUCCGGCGCUGAUGCUAUCCUCAUGAAGUGGAUCCUCCAUGACUGGACUGACGAGCAAUGUGCGACGCUGCUGAGGAACUGCUAUAAUGCACUCCCCCCGCACGGCAAGGUGGUCGUAGUGGAGUGUGUCCUACCGGUGAACCCGGCCGAUGCCUCGCGCAAUGCGCAGACGGUCUUCACGAUCGACAUGAUCAUGCUCACGGACACCCCUGGUGGAAAGGAGAGGUACCAUAGGGAAUUCGAAAUGCUGGCCAAGGGCGCCGGAUUCGCCAAUGUCAAGGCCACCUACAUCUACGCCAACGCUUGGGCCAUCGAGUUCACCAAGUAG
Messenger RNA from Lolium rigidum, 1104 nucleotides. RefSeq names its product tricetin 3',4',5'-O-trimethyltransferase-like. Gene Ontology annotation, biological process: methylation. The transcript is spliced from 2 exons. Bases 1 to 1104 code for a protein of 367 amino acids. NCBI's taxonomy places the organism in Eukaryota, Viridiplantae, Streptophyta, Magnoliopsida, Poales, Poaceae. Gene Ontology annotation, molecular function: S-adenosylmethionine-dependent methyltransferase activity; protein dimerization activity; O-methyltransferase activity. The record is from RefSeq and is a predicted model, not a curated record.